This is a messenger RNA of Argentina anserina (silverweed cinquefoil), 1512 nucleotides long. RefSeq lists its product as uncharacterized. The transcript has 5 exons. The coding region runs from base 209 to 1159 and encodes 316 amino acids. The record is from RefSeq and is a predicted model, not a curated record. Lineage: Eukaryota; Viridiplantae; Streptophyta; Magnoliopsida; Rosales; Rosaceae. Gene Ontology annotation, molecular function: hydrolase activity.
UUGAAUUAUUGAUGGGGUUCAAAUAUUCCUACAUCUUGUUUUGGGGUACUAACUUCUGUAAAGGACAAAUAUUUAUAAAAUUAGGGAACUAAGCUCUACAGGUUGCCUUCAAGAAGCAAGGGCUUUACUUACAAGUCUGAUUCUUGCUCUAUUUCUCUGCUCUAGCUGGAUCAAAUAAGAUUUGAGUUUUUUUUUUGGUCGAGUUCUCAUGGAUAAGAUCGAUCAUAAGUUUAUGGAAGUAGGAGGACUAAAGCUUCAUGUAGCUGAAAUUGGGAGUGGUCCAACUGUGGUGGUUUUCCUACAUGGAUUUCCAGAAAUAUGGUACUCCUGGAGGCACCAAAUGAUUGCUGUGGCUAACAAUGGUUACCGGGCAAUUGCCUAUGAUUGCAGGGGAUAUGGACUUUCUGAGCAGCCAGCUGAGCUUGAAAAGGCUACUUUCAAUGACAUUGUUGGAGACGUUAUUGGCCUUUUGGAUGCUUUGGCCAUUACCAAGGCUUUCCUUGUUGGGAAGGAUUUUGGAUCUAUACCUGCACAGAUAGUAGCAGCUCUCCAUCCUGAUCGAGUAGCUGGUGUAAUAUCACUAGGUAUUCCUUUUAUUAUUCCAGGUCCAAGUGCUAUCCAAAACCAUCUUCUUCCCGAAGGUUUCUAUAUAUCAAGAUGGCAGGCGCCAGUUGGGAGGGCUGAAGCAGAUUUUGGCCGCUUUGAUGUUAAGUCAGUGAUAAGGAACAUCUACAUUCUCUUUUCUGGAAGUGAGAUUCCAAUAGCUGGCAAAGAUCAGGAGAUCAUGGACUUGUUUGAUCCAGCUAUUCCACUGCCAUCAUGGUUUUCUGAAAAAGAUCUUUCAGUUUACGCUUCUCUUUACGAGAAGUCUGGAUUUUGUUAUCCAUUGCAAAUUCCAUACCGGGCUUCAGUAGUGGAUUGCGGUUAUACUGAUCUAAAAGUCUCUGCGCCAACACUGCUAGUAAUGGGUGAGAAAGAUUAUUUCUUCAAGCUCCCUGGGAUAGGAGACUACAUACGGACUGGAGCAGUGAAGCAUUUUGUGCCUGAUUUGGACAUUAAAUACAUUGCAGAAGGGAAUCAUUUCAUGCAAGAACAACUUCCAGAGCAAAUUAAUCAGAUAAUUCUCACUUUCCUUGGAAAGCAUCGUCAUAUUGCUUGACGUUCCUAGAGAUAUCAAGGGAAAAUGUUCUGUCUUGUUUAUGUGAAUCACAUUGCAUAGUGUUAGAUAAAUCUUGUGAUCUGCAUCUGGUCUGCAACUUUUCCAAAGAAUUAUGUUUAUCAUGAAUUAGGACACCGAUUCGACCAAAAUAAAAAAGAAUUAGGACUUCAUGUAUUUGAGCACUGUUCCUGGGGAAUAACUUCAGGCUAUGGAUACAAAUCCUUAUGAGAAAUAUGUAUUCACACCUCGACAAGGUUGGACGAUAUAGUUAAGACUCUGAAAUCUAGUUGAAAUCCAUCCUUAAAUGUCUUUAGGAAGGAAAAAUGCCGAUGUACUCAGUAAAUGAAUUUCUC